AUGCAGGUGUCUGCACCUGUCAGAGUGAAUCACCUCCAGUUUGGGGACUGUCCUGUUGGGAAGCCCUGCCACAGGACCUUCACCAUCACCAACCACACCCGCAAGAAGGUCAUGCGCUUUGAGUGGGAGGCAGACGCCCCAUUCCAGUUCUCCCCCAAGGUGGGACACCUCCAUCCUGGCUGUGCCAAGGUCAUCACAGUGACUUUGAAAUCAGAUGUGCCAGGCACCUUCAGGAGGCACCUUGUGAAAUGUAAGGUGACCAAGAUCAACUUUGAUCUGCCACGAAGGAAGGUUCCUGACUGGGAUGAUGAAAAGUGCUCAAAGUACACAUUGAAGAUGGCCACCAGCAAAGACCCAGAAGAGGAAUUCCCUAAAAUAGAGAAGGUGCUCGAGAUAGCCUCGGAGCCGGCUCACACUGUGGUGGAGGAGAGCAGCCAGGAGUUGGAGGUGUACCUCAGUGCCGUUGUUGCCUACACCCAGUUCAAGCUGAACACGACCGUGGUUCAGUUCAAGGAUACCUUGCCCUUCCAGACAAGGACCACCACGUGA
Lonchura striata (white-rumped munia) is the source of this 549-nucleotide messenger RNA. Lineage: Eukaryota; Metazoa; Chordata; Aves; Passeriformes; Estrildidae. The record is from RefSeq and is a predicted model, not a curated record.